Molecule: messenger RNA, 5030 nt
Organism: Culex pipiens pallens (northern house mosquito)
Lineage: Eukaryota; Metazoa; Arthropoda; Insecta; Diptera; Culicidae
Product: probable serine/threonine-protein kinase cdc7
Exons: 8
Coding region: 1067-3436 (789 amino acids)
Source: RefSeq, a predicted model, not a curated record
GCAGCAGCAGUCUGCAGAAGCACAGAAGACGGUGAAGGAGACACCACAGAAGAAGGAAAAAACGGUGUCAAGUGAUACACAUUCUUUUGCUCGAACGGGGAGGAGGAACCUUUCUGAGUUUUUUUUUGGUUCGUUUAGUGUGAUUUAUUUUCGGUCAAGGUCUACGGUUUGAACGGAACACAAAAGUGCAUUCGGAAACAGGAAACUCCGGCUCUGUUGUCGUGUCGUGUCGUAUCGUGCUUAAUUAAUCAUCACAACGCAGUUGUAGGGAGUGAGUGAGUGUGAGUGUUUUGGGUGUAUUUUUAAAGUGCCUUGCUGGUAGUUCGCCGUGGUUCCAGGUUCCAGAACGUCCAGUGUCCCCUCGCCCCGGCACACACUCCUGGGGUUAAUCGUGUUAAUACAGUUGGUUUAGGCUUCUCACACGGGGCUACACGGGUUUGCUUUGUGAGUUUGUUUCGUGUUUGGGAAGACAGAGGGAACAGAGCAAAAGCUGAAAAAAUACAGAAAGCAAUAAGCUGCGGGAAUCGACGAAGGAAGAGGGUGGAAGAACCGGAGUGGUAACAAAACAAAACUCCGCUGCGCGACGAAGCACCGUGGAACGGAGGAACUUCGGAAAGUGUAUGUGUGCACGAGAAAAUUACUGUGGGAACCUCGGAACCGCUUGAACGAAGACCGACUGGCUGGCUGCUCCAAUGAACCAGCUAACUGGAUAGUCGACUGGCUUAGCCCGCUUAGUACAAGCACGGAGCUCCAAAGUGUGCGGGAUUACGGGGUGCAACGACUGUGGAAUGUGCGAGCGAGCAAUUCAGCGCCAGAGUUUCGCUUAGUAAUCAAAACACGACUCUGCAAAAGUGACAUCAGACAGCGGACACCUGAGCAACGCUCGCUCGUGUAGUAUACUACCGAGUAGAAAUCGGCAAAGGUAUUUCACGCACCACACCAGUUAUGCCGAUAAGGCGACGCAGCUGGAGGAAGCUACUACCGAGGGUUUCAGAGACGGCGCUGGCGGUGGCCAACAUCGCAAAUUGAAUAACACUGCUCUGCCAGCGGAGCCACCGCAUUCGUCAUGGAGAAAAGCUUCGACGAAAUAACAGUCUCCAGCCUGUCGGAUCUUCAGCUGGGAAGUUCGUCCGAGUACCCGAGUCAUCUCGCGCCAGGUUCCUCCGGAGGCGGUGACCAGCAACAGGUUCAACAGCGCAACAGCGGCAGCGGAGCCGGCAACGGAAACGAGAACAACUUAAAUCGACAGAAAAGGUCAUCCAAGCAUCAGCAGCAGCAGCAACAACAGUCAGUAUUUAACCCGUCCCGGCAUCUGGAUGUUUGGCUGGCCAACGCCAUUCGGGGCCUCGAGAACGCCAACUCCGGAGGUCAGGACGGCGCUGGGUCGGACCUGCUGGACAGUCCCACGCUGCUGAAGGGUAGCUUCGGGGAGCCGCUGUCGUUGCCGCCGAAUUUGGGCUACCUUGACGCGCCAAAUUCCUCGGCAUCGACGACGACGGGUCUUUUUUCGCCAACCCAGCAGCAACUCAGCCAACAGCAGCUUCAGCAACAACUUCAGCAAAGUCAGCAGUUUUUGCCGAAUCCGUAUCUGCAUCGGUACGCGGGUAGCUUUCCGUCCAGCGAAGGGAUCGAGUUUGCCAGUUUGCCACCCCGGAUCAGUCACAACAACAGCAGCAGCAGCAACAGUCAGUACCAGCAGUAUCAGCAGGGAAGGAGGGCGAUGGCGGGUCAGGGAGUGGCCACGCACCAGAGCAACUCGUCGUUCCAGGAUUUGCUGAACGCGCAGCGAAUCAUGACCGACCCCUACAUCAACGACUCAUCGGACAACGAGUCCAAAAACGGCGGUUCCUGCAACACCAAAUCCAAGCUCGAGUCGGCGGAAGCCCUGCUGGCGGAUCUGAACCUGCUGAACAGUGCAUCCUCCGCCAACGCCACCAACUCGAUCAACAAUGGCCCCACCGGGACCACAAACGGGACCAACGGGUUAAACGGAACGUCAACGGGCAACAACAGUACCAGCACCAACACCAACAACAGCAAUGGCAAUGCCAACAACAACAACAACUUGGUGUUGGUACUGCUCAAAGAGAUUAGCAAAUUGCAUGAAACCAACAAAAAAAUCUGUCGGAAUUUGCAUGAAACCAAAGUGGAGAUGGAAGCUUUGAAGCAUGCUCCGCACUGGGGCCUUAGCCACCGUAGAGACAGCAUUAGCGGUCUGAGCACCAAUAGUCAGCCAAUCGUAGGCCACGUGCGUUACAACAGCGGCAACAGCUUCGGCGGCGGCGGCGGCCUGCAAAGUCCCGCGCCGACCUAUCACUCGCAAGGCAACUACACGCCCGGCAUCGUCUCCGACGUGGUCCGCGAAAUCCGCGAGGUGUCCCGCGUGCGGGAGGAAGCCCUGAUGGACCGCAUGAAGACCCUGAUCGAGGAACGCUCCUGGGCCGUUAACGAGACCAACUUCCGGCUGCUGAAGGAAACGGAAGAGAUGAAAAAGUCCAUCCACUCGGUGCGCUCCGAGAUGCACCAGGUCAUGGACCGGAUGCUGAAGCUCGAGAAUGAAGUCAUUACGCUUAAGGGCCAGCUCGCCCACUACCAGCAGCGUGAGCAGGUUCAGGCCUUUGCCCUGAGGGAGCGGGACUCCUACCAGGGACUGGGGCUUGCUCCCUCCUCUGCCGGUUCGGCCAAAUUCCGGCGGAACAGCAUGCACCUCAACUACGGCCGCAUCAACAGCACGGACGAGUUUUAUGGGAAUAACAACUUCAACGACGUAAGCAAUGAACUGCGGUUCAGCAACGGAAGCAAUAGCGCGGCGGCGCCGACGGCCGGGCCAACGACACGCGCCGGCAACAGCAGCAAGUUUGGUGAGAAUAAUUUUGCGACCUCCUCGGUGGUAAAUGGUGGCGGUUUUGGUGGACAAGAGGACAUGAACGUAAUGCAUGACGACGGCUCCAACUCGAGCGAAGCAAACCAUCAGGUGUUGUUGCUGGAGAAGGACGCCCUGAAGCUGAGGCGCGAGCUGCAGGACGCGCUCGCCUCGAAGCAGGAGUCGGAAAGCCGGAUCUCAGCUUUGGAAAGUAUUGUAAGCACUCUCAAAGAGCAGGUUCCUCCAGCGGCGCUAACGACGGCCUCAACGGCGCAGCAACACCACCACCAUUCGCAACUCCUGUUGACUACCAACCCGGCUGGCCUGGGCGGCACAACUAGCUCCAGCUCGAGCAACUACUUCCGGGCGCUCAACAGUGGUUCUCCGCAGCAGCCGCCGGUGUCCGUUUCGCCGAAGCUGCAGAAGGCCGCCCAGGUGCAGAGUCUGGCGUCGCCGUCCACCCAGCAAGAACGUCACCAGCAGCAGCACCAGCAGUUUCAGCAGAGGUUCCUCGAACAUGGCACGAUGCCCGGUGUGGUCAUGAACGUGUCUGGGCCGGUGACGGAUUUGUAAGAUGGUUCAGGGAGGGUUUCCACGUAGGUACUAGAUUUACGCGUGAUUGUGCGUAAAAUUGCGUUAUUUUACUUUUUGACGAAAUUUAAUCGAUAGUCAUUAUUCUUAGCGAUAUUCUUAUGCUUUUAAAUAAAUUUGACGAUAAUGCUGGUUUUACCGUAAAACGGGGUGACAAAUAUUGGAAUUCAAUUUAUUGUUGUAAUAUUAUUCUACCGGUAAAUCUUGGUUCAAGAUCAUUAUUUUUAAAUUUUUUUUUUUAUCAGCGCUUAAAAAUAUAAUAGCACUGAAUAUAUACAUUUUGAAAAUUUGGGUGUUUUUUAAUACCCCUGACUCAAGGUUGUUAAGCAAUUCUCUGAGAUUUCGGUCAUUCGAUUUUUUUUUUGUAUUUUUUAAUCCCGCUGAAACUUUUUUGGUGCCUUCGGUAUGCCCAAAGAAGCCAUUUUGCAUCAUUAGUUUGUCCAUAUAAUAUUCCAUACAAAUUUGGCAGCUGUACAUACAAAAAUGAUGUAUGAAAAUUCAAAAAAUUGUAUCUUUUGAAUGGAUUUUUUGAUCGAUUUGGUGUCUUCGGCAAAGUUGUAGGUAUGGAUAAGGACUACACUGAAAAAAUAGGAUACACGGCAAAAAAUUUGGGUGAUUUUUAAUUUCACUUUUUGCCACUUAAACUUGAUUUUCAAAAAAACACUAUUUUUUUUUUUCAUUUUCCGAUAGGUUUUAGGGGACAUCAAAAGCCAACUUUUCAGAAAUUUCCAGAAUGGGCAAAAAAUCUUUGACCGAGUUAUGAAUUUUUGAAUUAACAUUGAUUUAAAAAAAAUCUAAAUAUUGGUCCCAAAAUUUUUUCAAAUCCAUUUUUUGAUGUAAAAUUAAAUUUGCAAUCAAAAAGUACUUCAGUGAAAUUUCGAUAAAGUGCACUGUUUUCAUGUUAUAGCCAUUUUUAGGUAACUUUUUUGAAAAUGGUAGCAGCUAUUCCUUUUUUUUUAAAUUAAUGCCCAUGUUUACCAAUUGUUGAAAAAAAUAUAUUUGAAAGGAUGAGAAAAUUCUCUAUAUUUUGCUUUUUUGAACUUUGUUGACCCUAAGUUGCUGAGAUAUUGCCAUGCAAAGAUUUAAAAACAGGAAAAUUGAUGUUUUCUAAGUCUCACCCAAACAACGCAACAUUUUCUAAAAUCGAUAUCUCAGCAACUAAUGGUCUGAUUUACAACGUUAAAAUAUGAAACAUUCGUGAAAAUUUCUGAUCGAAAAAAUUUUUUUUAAUCAAGACUAACAUUUCCAAAGAGCCAAGCAUUCAAUAUUACGCCCUUUUGAAUAAUUAGUCUUGAUUUAAAAAAUUGAAAAUAUUUUUUGCGUAAAGAUCAGAAAAUUUCACGAAUGUUUCAUAUUGAAACAUUGAAAAUCGGACCAUUAGUUGUGAGAUAUCGACAUAAGAAAAUGUUGGGUUGAUUGGGUCAGAUUUAGAAAACAUCAAUUUUCCUGUUUUUAAACACUUGCAUGGCAAUAUCUCAGCAACUCAUGGUCAACAAAGUUCAAAAAAGCAAAAUAUAGAGAAUUUUCUCAGCCUGUCAAUAAUAUUUUUUUCAGCAAUGGGUAAACAUGGGCAUUA